Molecule: messenger RNA, 2865 nt
Organism: Prinia subflava (tawny-flanked prinia)
Lineage: Eukaryota; Metazoa; Chordata; Aves; Passeriformes; Cisticolidae
Gene: TEDC2
Product: tubulin epsilon and delta complex 2
Exons: 10
Coding region: 541-2103 (520 amino acids)
Source: RefSeq, a predicted model, not a curated record
UGUCCGCCGGGCUGAAGGUGGUUCUGGCCGGGUUCCCGGGCCGACACCCGGCCCCGGGACGGUCCCGCUGCGGGGCCUGUGCGGAGCGGGGGGGCUCCAGCCCCUCAGCGCCGGGGGCUCUGUGUGCUCGGGGCGCUGCACUGCCCAGGCCGAGGGGAACAAUUCCUGUUUGCGUCCUGACCCCAGGAGACGCCGGGUACCUCGGGCUGUGGGACGGGCCCGCGGUGCCCGAGCCCCCUCAGAGAGGCAGGAAAGAGAGGGAAGCGCCGAAGGCAGCGGAGGGAAAAGCGGCUUCCCCGGGCCCAGCGGGGGAUCCCCGGCACUGUCGCGCCCGCGCCGGGCAGGCACAGCCGGCACAGGGACCGCCCCUGCCCGACACCCCCCGGGCUGCGGCGGAGCGCGGCCCCGCGGGCACCCGGAACCCCUCAGGGCCGCGGCCGCUCCCGCCUUCGCCGCGCGGACACGCCCCGCCCGCAGGUCCUGGCAGGGCCGUAGGAACCCGGGGCCGGCGGGAGGAGCGGCGAGGCCGCGGCCAGGCUGAUGCUGCCCGCGGGUCGCGGCCGAAGGGCGGCGGCGGCGCUGAGGGCGGCGCUGGGCGAAGGCGCGGAGCGGCGGCGGGAGCUGGAGCGGCGGGCGGCGCGGAGCCGGGCGCUCCUGCGGCUCUGGGAUGAUGAAGAAGGGGAGCGGCCACAGCCAGGCUCCAGCACUGAACAUGAAGACAGGCCUUCACCCAAGGAGCUAGAGGAGCUGGAACUGCUGAACAGGGCCUUAGAGAAGGCACUGAAAAUCAGGAAAAGCAUCUUGAAAACUCCAUUAGAGGCUCAGGGAGCUACAGCACAAAAAUGGGCAGGUGAGGCACGUGCUCCCAAGAAAGCCGAAGAGCUGCAGGUGCCUGUACCUGUUGAGAAUGUUCUUGAGUGCAGGAAGGUGAGAGCUGGAAGCAAAAAGCCUUUGUUGUCAAAGAAGCCCUCUCCAUUCCAGUUAAGAGCCCCUUACAGGACUGACCCAGAUGUGAAGAAACUGCAAAGGAAAGUCCCAGCCAGAUGUGUUGCUCAAGGCCCCAGGACAGCUGGGAAGAUUUCUUCAAAAGGAAUGACUUCCAAACAAGGAAGGAGUCACAGGACAGCAAGUGGCACCAGUGCCAGAGAGGUCUGUGCUGCAGCUGAACCCCAGGAGACACUUGGCUUGUCUGAAUCUGCCCCAAAUGAGCAGCAAAGCUUUUCUGGAGGGGAUUCAGAUGCAGGAACAAAUUCCAUAGCUGCUGGCAAGCAUUUACUUGAUGCAGGGAAGAAAAGUUGUGGUUUCCUGGGAGAGUCCAGCAACAAGGUGGACACUGCAGGUGCAUGGGGAAGGAGCACCUCACCAGGGACAGGCACCCUGCAGGAAAAGGGAUCCCAGCUGAAGCUCCCCCUUCCCUACAAGAAAGCCUAUUCCAAGAACUCCAGGGCAUGGGAGAGAUGUCGUCUGUGCCAAACAAGUGCAGAUGCAGCAGCUGCAAGGACGCGUUUUAUGGAGAAGAUCCAGAUGACUUUUUGCUCCCCAAAGCUGACCCCCAGUCCUGCAGAGAUAGAGGAGGAAUUAAGGGGCCUCCAGGAUGUCCCCUCCCGUCUGAGGCAGUAUGUGGAAGUUGAGCCUGCAGACCCUCCCACUCUGCAAGGAGAGUAUGAAAGCCUUCUGACUUUGGAGGGUUUGCAAACCACGGUGUCCCAGUGCCUGCAGAAGCUGCAGCUGCUGCGAGCAGCUCUGGAGUCCCAGCUGAGGCUGCGUCCAGACUGCACGGGAGAUGUGGGGAGCUGCUCUCCAGCCUGUCACCCUGCCAGGGGACAGACCUGUGACAGUGCAGACAUGCUGGCUGUGCCUCUGCUCUGUUACUCCAGUCUCCAGGAGCUGAGAGACCUGUUUGCCUUGAAGCUGCAAGUGUCAAUGCUGCACCAAGAGAUCGCCUUACAAAAGGGAACAAUCACAGGAUCACAGAAUAACUUGAGUUGGAAGAGACCCACAACAUCACAAAUCCAACUCCUGGCCCUGCACAGACAGCCCAAGAAUCCCACUCUAUGCCUGAGAGUGUUGUCCAAACACUCCUGGAGAUCUGGCAGCCUUUAGGGAGGUGGCUGACACGUGCAGUUGUCCUCUCUCCUGGGCAGGCAGAGUGUGCAGCUCGCUGGGUGGUUUUGGUGUGCAGGCUGCUCAGACUUCAUAACCUCAUGCCAGAUGAAAAAAAAAAAAUUCCCAGGCAAAACGUCUGAGCAUUAAUUCAAGAGUGGGGCACCAAAGACCAGUUUCUGUCCAGUGAUUGAAAUCACCAUGCUUGAGUUGUCAGUCAGUCCUAAUCCCAGAGCUGAUACUGAUGCUGCACUGGUUGGUUGACAGCGUGGGCUGAGAUCCCAACACAGGCUUAAUGGGGCAGCAGCCAGGCCAGGGAAUGUUGGACAGUUUGAGUCCCUGUAGCCUGUUUGGGCUGGAGUUGGCCACUUAGACUUCUGGCAUAACUGGAAGGUGAUGGGAACAGUCCUGAGUGAAGGGCUGAGCUUAGUCAGCACUUCAGUGCGUGGCUGCAGAGCUCCUGAACCAGCACCAGCUUCAGUUUCUUGCAGGAUGCUGAUCUCAUCCCAGUGCCAGGCCUUCCCUGCAAUGGGGCUGCAGCACUGCCACUUGUCUCACUGCUCUGGAAAUACUGGGUGGCUGCUGAAGUAGCUCAUGAGCAGAAAAUUAACCACUCUGCCUUUAUUAAAUAUGACAAAAGAAAGUAUCCAUCAAUCAAUUAGCCUGUUAUUAGUCAUACUGCUCUGAUUAGACUUCAUUUGUUAUGCAGCCACUUCAAGGAACACUGGAGUGCUGCUGGCUCUGAUGACAGUGUUUCCUUUG